Octopus sinensis (East Asian common octopus) is the source of this 9799-nucleotide messenger RNA. RefSeq lists its product as uncharacterized. The record is from RefSeq and is a predicted model, not a curated record. The coding region runs from base 1 to 9591 and encodes 3196 amino acids. Gene Ontology annotation, cellular component: extracellular matrix. Lineage: Eukaryota; Metazoa; Mollusca; Cephalopoda; Octopoda; Octopodidae. The transcript has 13 exons.
AUGUUUUCUGUAACUCAGAAGAAAAUGUUCAAAUCAUCGUUACCUGUCUCUGUAAGUAACUUAGAAGGUACUGACAACAAAUGGCUUUAUCCUAGUACGGAUAACGGAGAUGCAAUUCGAAAUGUUUCUACCGAAGAAAAACAAGGAAAACAUUUUGUUGACGUAGGUGUUCCGCUGACGUCUUCACAUCCAUCACAAUUUCAAAAUAUCUCUAGAACAUCAGAUGCUAUUGAUACAGAUGGAAGUCGAUUUAAAGAAAUAAGCAAUAUUACAGAAGAGACUGAAUCUCAAAGAAAUCAGUCUUCGCUUUUCGAUAGAAUUUCUUUUGAACCCACUUUAUCGGAUUUGGAUGAUACGUCUGUCAAAGUAAAAAAGUACAACACUCACCAAAGAUUAGUUACAUUUGGUAAAGAAGACCACCAAGUAUCACAACAUGGCUCGUCUGAGUUAGGAGGAAUUUCCAGGAGUGACUUCAAUUCAAGCCAAAAGUAUGAGGACCCGACAUUUCACGGAGAGAUGGUACAGGUUGAUGAUGCAAAUGCGACAGAAAUUCCACAACUAACAUCAGCAAAUGACUUUUUGGUAUACGAUGAGAAUUCUUAUGAUCUUUUACCUGAAGAAAGUUUGGGAGACGAAAAGAACAGCAGUGAAAAUUUAGAUGAAGUGCAUGAUGAUAGGAUGAACACCUCUGUGCAUGUUGAAGGGACUGUAGAAAAAUGGGGACGUGGCGGACAUUCGAUUAAACCAACAACAUCACUGUCUGAUGAUAAAAACAUGGAUGACAUUGCAAAGAAAGACACAGAAAACGAUCCGUUAAAACCUCAACCAUCGUACAUAGAUGAGGGUGAACAUCUAUUAGCAGAGAUAGAACUCGGAGAGUCAUUUCCUCAGUCAGAAGAUAAAAAGAUACCCCAUACACCAGAAGAGGAAUACCGUGAACAUCAACAUCACAUGGGUGCCUCCCCUAUUAACCGAGAUAUUCAUCAACUACAUCAAAUCUUACCAGAUAUUCUGGUUGAAGAACCUGAUAUCUCACACAAACCAACUGUUUUUCAAACGACAACUGCUUUAAAAGACACUGAAAAGCAUGUUAAAAUUUCUGAAACAGUAAAAAAAGAAACUGUUCCAGCAAUUGACAUUGACAAACAGGUGUUCUUUAAGGGAUCAGAUAUAGAUAAAGAAAAGAAAAGAAUCGCAGGAAGAACAGAAGCAUCGAAACUGGACUUUUUUGAACACGAUUCGUUCCUGAAGCCCGAAACACUUAUGAUGGAGACAACUGAAGAAACUCAAACAGAUGCUAAGGAUUCUCCGUCUACAAAUAUUAUUGAACAAGAAGUAACUGGGGAAAGAACUGAAGAGAACAUUUUACAAACAGCUGAAAGCAAAAUACCUCCAACUGAUCUCGGUUUUAAAACAAAAGAAGACCCAUUUGAUUCUCAUAAGAAAUCUACUCAUGGAGUUAGAUCUGAAAUACCUUCACUAGGAUUUAACACUAAAUUUAUAACUAAUGAAGGAUCUGCCUUACCAACAAUAACAGCAGGGCUUCAAGAAAGUCAGUCUUCAUUCCUCCAUCCGUCUAAUUCUGUCCCAAAAAUUGAGACACAAGAUGUGCCAGGUAAAUUAAUCACUGAACAAGGUGAGAAAACGUCUAAAGAAAGCUAUACGGGAACAACACGUGAUAUCAAGGCUGAUCCAGACAUGAAAACGUUAGGAUUGCUUCAACCGAGGAAAGAGGUGAAGACGUUCAAUAAAACUUCAGGCCUGCAAGACAAACUUGAUAUUGUUAAAUCGGAUACUACUUUGUUUGGUAUCGAAGAACUAAGAAUACAUGAAUAUAAACCACAAAGCACAUUGCAAGGUAGCGACAAAUCACAAAGUCAACACCAUCAACAUCUAGAUGGUAUUUUACAAAGUACUGAUAAAUCUAGAAGUCGUCAACCGACCACAAAGGUUGGUACUUUACAGAGUGGGAAACCAUUUGAAACAGAUGUUACCAUUAAGGAUUCUGGUAAAUUAAAAGAAUAUAAAGCACCUGCGAAAUAUGUUACAUUACAAGGUAGACAAACAUCAAUGAAAUCUGAAUCAACAGUAAUGGAUGGUACCGCACACGAUAUUGAUAGAUCGAGAAGUCCUAAAACAAUUCAGAUCGAUGAUAGCUUAUAUAGCAGUGGCAAUAAAUUACAUGGCUAUGAAUCAUCGACACAGCUCCAUGAUACUUAUGAACAUAAAGCUACUCAUGUGAGAGACAGCACUUCAUUUAGUAGGGAGAAAUCAAAAAAAUUUGAAACAACUCUACUAGACAGUAUUUCUCAGGCUGCUGAAGAAAAACGGCUACCUAGCUUAUCUCAUCUAGAUGGCGCAUCACUUGGUGCAGACAUAUCAAAAAUAUAUGUGGAGCCAACACAAGCAGUCAGUACCUUGAGAGAUACAUCUCAAUUACAUGAAGUCUCAGAUGGCAGAGGUGAUUCAAGAGGACAUACACCGAUUCAAGUAAAUCAUACUAUGCAACAUAUAGAAGAAUUAAGAGGACAACAGCCAACUCAGUUAUAUGGUACCUUGCCUGAUGAAGAUGAACAUAAACAUACACCAGUUCAGCUGGAUGACACAUUGCUUGGCAUUGAUGAAUCACAUAAACAUGAAUUGUCCCAUGUAGACAGUACCUCACCAGGUCCAGAGAAAGAAAUAUUUCACGAGACGAAACAACAUAAUACUUCCCAUAGUAUAGAUGAAGUUAGAAGACAUGAGAUGAUUAAAUUGCAAAAUAUUUCAUAUGACAUUGGGGAAUCGAAGAGGAAUGAAUCUACCCUGGUACUCAACGAAUCACGUAGUAUUGAUGAAUUAAAGGAACAUAAACCCAUUCAACUGAACACUACCUUAGAUAGUACAGAUAUAUCGCAUAGACUUGAACCUUCUCUACUAGAUAGUACCUCACAUGGUACUAGUGAAUUCUACAGGCAGGAAUCAACUAUUGUAGACGAUGCUUUGCAUGGUAUGCGUAAAUCAAAAGAAUACGAACCAACUCAAGUAGAUGGUACGUUGAACGUUGGUACAAGUAAACUGAAUGAAUAUGAACCGACUAUCGAUGGUACUUUGCAUGAUACAAGUGAAUUAUAUAAGCAUAAUCAAUCUCAGUUAUAUAGUACUUCACAUGGUACAGACGCAUCUAAAAGGCAAGAACCAGUUCAGUUAGAGGGUACCGUGAACAUUGGUUCAGAUGAACAGGGCGAAUAUGAAACGACUCAAAGAAGUGGUACUUCUCAUGACACAGGACGACUUAUUAACAAUAAAUCAUCUCUGUUAGAUGGUAUUUCAGAUGGAUUUAAUAAGUCCCAUGUGCAGGAACUGAUUCAAAUAGAUGGUAUCUCAUAUGAUACAGGUGAUUUGCAUGGACAUACACUCUCUAAAUUAGAUGGUACCAUACGUGAUACAGGUGAACUGUAUGGACACAGGCCAACAGAACUAGCUAGUACUCUUCAUGGACAUAAACCGACUCAAACAGAUGACAUCUCGCAUAUUACAAAAGGAUUAUCUGAACAAGAAGCAUCACUGCUAGAUAGUUCUACUUAUAGUACGGGUGAAUUAAAUACUCAUGGACCAACUCAGUCCGAAGGUAUCCCAUCACAUAGUAUAGAUGGACUACAAAGUAUAAGUGGACUACAACUGUCUCAAUUAGAUCGUAGAAGACAGGAUACAGAUGAUCUACCUGGAUACAAACCAUCAUCUCCAGAUAGUACUCCAUAUAGUAUAGAUGGACUACAUGGAUAUGAAUCGUCUCAAGUAGAUGGUAUUUCGUAUAGAAUAAAGGAAUCAACAAGUCAUAAAUUAACUCAAGCAAAUGGUAGCUUGCAUAAUGUAACAGAAUCAAGAAACCAUUCAAAGCCGCAACAGUAUGAUACUUGGCAUAGUCUAAAUAAAUAUGAAACUACUCAAUCAGAUGGUAAUAGGCAGCACGGAGAAGCAACGAAAACAGAUGAUAGUAUUAAAUUAACUAGUUAUCAAAUACCUAAACGAACUGGUGUCUCUCUGGAAAGCGAUGGAUCCUCGAGACAACAUGCUACAUUACAUGUUACAGAUGAUAAUUUACAGGAUUCUGAAAGUAAUGUAAUGGGUGAUAGCUCACAUGUUACAGACAAAAUGAAAAGCCACAGACCAUCUGAAUUUGAUCAUACAGUGAGCAGUUCUGACAAAUCUAGAAUUAAUCAGUCAGCUAAUCAAUAUAUUAGCUUGGAUGAUACUGAUAAAUCGAAAACAUUGGAUAAUGCUUGGCGUAGAACUGAUGAGUUGGGAAUUUUUCAAACGCCUAAAACUGACAUUAUAUAUCAGAGUACUGAAAGACCAAAGAGUUAUGAACCUGUAAAGACAUAUGACUUGUUGCAUGGUUCAACUAACGUAGAUGGUACCUUACAAGAUGCUGAUAUAUUGAGCAGUUACGAUCCAUCACGACCAGAUGCUAGCUCACAUAGUACAGAUAAAGAAGGAGUGUAUGUGUCAAAAACUGAUGAAGCCUCACAUGGAACCGAUAAAAUAAUCAGUUAUGAUCCAACGAAAAUUUUCGGUACCUCACAUGAUGCAGAUAGAAUAAAAAGCUCUUAUACAAUGCAAGUUGAUGACACACCACGUCAUACAUCGAAAUAUAUCGAUAGAAUAAAGAGUUAUGAUCCGACAAAAGUGAGUGAUGGUUUCCAAGUUAGUGUUAAAUCAAAAUUUUCUGAACCAACUAAGACAGGAUCUUCCAUUGCUGAAUCAGUAUUAGAUAAACAUACACCAACCACAUAUUCAAAAUCUGGUGAUGGGAUUCUCAGAGAAAGCAGUGGAUAUGAGUUUUUACAUCCAGGUUAUCGGACAACUAUUAAAUCAAACGGCAAAAGUUGGAUAAAGGCACCAUCAUUAGAUAAUGGCUUUAGAAAAGAAAUCCAAGAUACUGAUCACCAGAUAAGCGCUGGCACCUUGUACCAAACCUCUUUUACUAAUAAGCAUUUUGACAGGGACGGGAUGAAGAUUUCAGCAACAACACAAAUCAAAGGAGAAAAGGCAGUAAAAUACGGUGACGUAGGCAAAAAAGUCGAUAGAGGUGAACCGAAAUUUGUUAGUUCAACGUCAGAACCAUCAAAAGAUGGUAAAGUCUUAUCAUUAGAUGGGGAAACGCAAAGAAAAACAGGCGAGAAUUAUGUUGAUAGUCAUAAGAUGCCUGUAGACAUGCCUGGCGGGAAAACAGAAACUUCUACUGACGCAACAUUGAAACUGGUUCAUGACACUAGUCUUUCUUCUUCAGGCGGUCGAGUAAGCAAAACUAAGGAAACCGGAAAACAUUCGGCUUCUGAACUGACCCAUGCCUAUCCGUCUCUGGUCACUAGAUCGCCAGUCGAUAAACAGAAGACUGAAAAAGACCUUGCCAUUAAUGCAUCAGCCAAACGGACUGACGAUUUAUCUUCAGUUAUUUUCACUGACAGUAUUACUAAAGAGAGGCUAUCGACUAAAUCUGAAGACUUUCCCAAAGAAAAUGUGAUGGAUAGUUUUUCAUCUCUUAAACCAAAAGUGUCAUCGUCUAGAACUUCUGCCCAACACCAAACGUUUUCAGGCAUUUCAUCAAUAUUAGACAAGAAACAAGAUCAAAAUCAAUUAAAAACACUCCUUGAUCUUCCUUCAACUUUAUUAUUCGGUCAGCUAAUGGAUGUAGGUCUUACUUCAAAAGGUUCACAUCCUGAAAGUCAAGACACACAUUCAUCAAUAGAGGUUGAUGUUGACCGUACAGAACAUUUUCAUGGUUUUGAUGCGCUCCGACAACUAACGGGAUCUGCUCCAAAAGAAAAAGAGAAAAUUGUUACAGAAAUUGCUUCAGAUUUAUUUCAGACCAAGCACCAAGAUAUGAAGCCCUUCAUUGAAAAGAAAAUCCCGACUGUUAAAACUCCAACUGUAAAAUCCAAACAGAGUGUUGAUAAAUCACGAUUUAGUGGCCUCAAGAAUGUUUCUCCCCGACAUCCUGGUAAAUCCAACGAAAGUAUAUUUUCUGACUUUGAUACAGAAUCAGACCAAAUUCCUAUUCAACAUACCAUAACAAUGACUCCUCACACUAAAGCUAAAGGUAGUGCCACAGAUAUUGAUCACAAGUCAAAAUCACCCGAAAGAGAUGAUAGUAAACUUCAGAAAAUAACGCAGCCAUACAGCGUUAAAGUAGAACCCGGUUUAGAAACGGAUCUAAUCGAUGAAGGUAUUCCACUUCCAGAAUACACUAGCUUUAUCAAUUACCAAGAUUCUAUUGAUCCCGGAGCAUCAACAAGUGAGGUACCUAUCCAUAUACUGAGCACAUUUAACAAAAGUUUCACAAAAACAGAUGAAUCAGAAAAGUCAUUUCCCGAAACGUUACACAGUAAUAUUCCAUCAUACGAAACACCUGUCCUUGAUUUUACAGAAGAUGAUCGAAAAAUCCCUAUGGAUAGAACAACCCCUAAUGCUUAUUUAGAUAUUUUAAGUUCUAAGAAACAGCGAUUUCAUGCUAGUUAUUCUCCAGAUCAGUAUCAAGAACCAACAAAAACUGGAAGACCAUUCGCUACAACUGGAUAUCCUUCAAUGAUUGAACAUUUUGACCGAAACGAUAUCAUGAAAUUCCAUAUUCCAGGUGAUACUACAAUUAGUACACAUCCUGAAAGUAUUCUACCGCACACACCAAAGACUCCUACGGGAAAAACAACCCAGUUUAGAAAAGGAACUCCCGGUAUAACUAAUAAUAUGAAAUCUUUGAGACAACAGUCAGAUAGAUUUUUGCAGAUAGUCACUCCAUCAACAACAAGAAGUGAUAUAAAAAAUAUAUGGGAAGACAAUUCAAAUUUAAUGUUAAACUUAUAUGAAACUGCGAGAUUUACAAAAGCUUCCUUUCUUCGCAAAAACGAAUCGGCUUAUUAUUUGGUAGAGAGUGUGGACAAUGUAGCCAGAUCUCUGAAGCUCAAGCUACUUGAAAGAGAAACAUGUAUUUGUUAUUUUACUAAGCAAACAGUUGAGGUUUCCUGCAAGCAAGAAAUGAUAGGCCGUAUUGUUAAGCUGACUCUACCAAGCAAGGAACGGGAUUUAAAUAUAAUGUGCAGUGUGAAGACAUACGAUGAUUCUUGGAAAGGCUAUGAGUCUUGUUUGGAAGGUCAUAAGUACUGCGACCAUAUGUUUGGAACUCGCUUCCGUAAGUGUAUGCUGCAACUCGGGCGGGAAAAUCUACUGAAGUAUUAUACGAUGUGUAAUACAGUGAUGUGUCGUGAAACUGGAGACAUGGAGCAAUGGAAGAACGAUGCAUGCGACGUCAUCGAUGCCUUAGCACACGAGUGUGAAAUAAUUGGUAUCAAAGUGUCAUGGCGAGAAGUGACCAAGUGCUAUAAAAAAUGUCCCGAGAAUAUGACGUUUAAGCAUAACGUAUCCGUGUGUAGAAUAACCUGUGAUAACUAUAAUACACAAAUAAAGUGUCCUACUGAUGAAACGGAGUCUCGGUGUGACUGCAGAGACGGUUAUGUUCUGAGUAAAGAAACGUGCGUUCCAGUCCAAGAAUGUGGUUGCAUCUACCAAGACAAUUUCCUGGAGGUUGGUCAGACGGUAACAUUAUUUGGCUGUCAAAUGAUGGCUGUAUGUGUCAGGGACAAGUUUGGUUGGAGUAAUAUAGAGUACCAUGAACUACCAGGAUGUAGCCCACGAGAAUCAUGCCAUCUUGUCAACGAAAGUUAUGAAUGCAUUGUUCAUUGUGGAGGUGAAGUAUGUCAUGAAAAUGCUACAUGUGAAGAAAACAAAUGUAGAUGCCAUGUAGGACUGUACGGUGAUGGAGUUACAACAUGUAGAAGCACCCUAGGUGUAUGUUCCUGCUUGGUGUCUGGAUUAUCUCGUUACCGAACAUACGACGGUCAGAUGAUCCACUACCUCUCUACAUGUCCUGUAGAAUUAACAACGACUGCUGGUCAGAGUGAUGACACAAAGCUAUCUGUCUACUCCACAACGCUAUUCAGUAAUGAACUUAUGCUAUCAUUUGGAACACGGCGCUACAGGACGGCGAAUGUCACAAUAAAUGGACUGAAUAUUUAUAUGGACACGAGUGGUAAAGUUUAUGUGAACGACGUGAAGAUAGCGUUACCAUUCAAAGACAAUGAAAUCAACGUGAGUAUAAGCUACACAGCAGGAUGGAUAACAAUCUGCUCAGAAGAUGGAGUGACGGUCAGUUAUGACAGCAAACAUCGAAUUAAGAUGUUCUUACCAAAGGAAUACCGAGGUAAACUGAAUGGUAUCUGUGGAAACUGUAACGGCGUACAUGACGAGCUCAAAACUAGACAUGGCGUAACUACGACCAAUUCUGAAAUCAUUGGCAAUAGCUAUUCACUGAAUGGUUCACAUUCUUGCGGACCAGUAUCUAUCAAGAAAUGCGAAAGAGGUGUUAAACGCUGUGAACUCAUGCGGUCGGGAAUGUUUGCAGACUGUCAUCCUUAUUUAGAUGAUGGUCUUGUACAAAGUUACUAUGAUUCGUGUAUGCAUAUGACCUGUGCAUUUAGAUCCUACACCGACUACAUGGAUAAGCUAACUUGUGCUGCACUGGAGAGCUUAGACACUGAAUGCAUGAGCCGUGGUUAUAUCGUGGAAUGGCGAUCACAGCGACUGUGCCCUGUAAGUUGUUGUAGACCAAUGAUGUAUAACCAACACGUGAAUGAAACAGAAGAAAGUUGUGUUCCCUCACUAGAAGUCUGUCCGAUAAGACCUGUAGAUGGAUGUACAUGUGCUGAAGGAUAUGUAUUAGAUAAUAACAAAUGUGUUCUCCCUCGAGACUGUGGUUGUUGGUACAACAAUUCUCUCUAUAUUCAGCUUGGUGAAACAAUACAUUUACCCGGUUGUAAUACAAUGGUCCAAUGUCGUAAAAUUGCAACAGGCAAAAGAAAUCUUGUAAUAACAAAUUUACCUGACGGCUGUGGUAACAACUCUAUGUGCAUUCUAAAAGACCACAAAUACCAAUGUAUAUGUGAAGAAGGAUUUGCUCGCAAUAAGAAUGACACAUUCUGUCUUAAAAUACCAGAAUGUGGUGAUCAACCAGUGGAUGUGGUAUUUGUGGUGGAUGUCUCUGGAAGUAUUAAUGUUACCGGACUGAACAGUACCAAACAUUUCCUCACACAUUUCAUCAACUCAACAAACAUAGGAAAGAACAACAUGCAAAUCAGCAUCUUGUUGUUCAAUGAUAAACCUCACAGCUUAUUUCAGUUGAACAGAUACACAGAGAAAAAACAGAUGCUUGAUGCCGUCUAUAAGAUCGGACCACCUGAAGGAACUACUUACCUGGGACGGGCACUUGUGUUUGUUGCUUUGGUCAGUUUGCAAGAGAAAAUGGGUGCUAGAGAACAUGUGAACCGGGCUGUUGUUAUUUUGACAGAUGGUGUUCUCCAUGAUGCGGAGAGAGCUGAAAGGUGGGGUGCCCUGCUUAGAAGACAAAAGAAAGCGGAACUGUUUGCCAUUGGUGUUGGAGAAGCUGACCCAGCACAACUACAAAGAUUAACUAGAAACAGAAAUAAUGUUUUUUACGUUCGAGAAUAUGUUCAGUUGAAUGGAAUUAUGGAUAUCUUACUGCAGAGUGUCUGUAUGUAAAGAGUAUUAACCAAAAUAUUUUGGAUACAGAACAAAAGCUGUAAUAUUUUGUUAUAUUGGAUUUUGAAACUUUCAUUCAAAAGAGGGGUUUAUUUUUACUUUUUUUAUCUUUUAUUUUUAGAUAUAAUUAACUUUAUAGGAUUUGAGAUUAAUGUGACUCUGUAUAAUAUUAAACAUUCUAUAAUAUAAAACACUCUAUUUAUUCUGA